UAGCUCUUACAAAACAUAGCUUAGAAAACCUAAAAAGUAAAAAAUUCAAAGUGCAAUGACAAAUCAAAAGAUACCCGAAUGGGUUAAUGGUCUCUCGCUGAAGCAGGCGAUACAUGCCACCCUAGGAGAUGGCGAAAAGAUCCUGGACGUUACGCCAGUCAUUGAUGAGAUACAGUACCGCAACUGCACCGUUCUGCUGCCCAUCAGUGCGAAGGUUCUCAUGAUGGAUCAGACUUUGCGGAAGAUCACGUUCAUGCUGAAGGCCCAGCAUUGCAGCAAGUUUCAGGCCAGGAUCAUGACCCACCUGAAGCUGUUCGCUCGAGAGGACCACAUGUAUCAUAAAGUUUUGCCCAAGCUCGAGCACUUGUUCCAAUCGGUCGGCAAGACGGUGACAUUCGGGCCACGGGCCUUCAAGCUGGACAAAAGCAUAAAAGUGCACUACAUACUGAUGGAGGAUCUCAGGACCAAGGGCUACCAGAACGUGUGUCGGCAGGAGGGCUUCGACUUGGUGUCCAUUAAGGCGGUGCUCAAAAAACUCGCCGAAUUCCAUGCCGCCUCGGCUGUCUAUGUGGAGCGCCACGGCAUGUUUGGCAAACUGUUGGCCGAUGGGGUAUACACGCGGAACAACAGGAAUAUUUUGAAGAAACUGAACGAUGUGGAUCCCUUUCUGUCGCAGCUCAGGGGCUCCAGUCUGGCAAGCCGAUUCCACAAGCGGCUGAUCAACAAGGAACGCGUCCUAGUGGAUCGCAUGCUCGAGAUGCACAGCCGACAGACUUUAACAGACUUUUGUGUCCUGAACCACUGCGACGGCUGGGUGAACAAUGUGAUGCUAAAGUUCGAUUCCUUUGGCAAAGUGGAGGACACUGCUCUGAUUGACUAUCAGGUAGUCAGGUAUGGAUCUCCGGCCCACGACCUGUACUAUACAAUCCUCUCCUCUGCCCAAAUGGAGAUCAAGCUAGAUAAAUUUGAUCAUUUUGUGCAAUAUUACUAUUACCAUCUGGUGGAUAAUCUCAAGAUACUCAACUACCGAGGCCGUACGCCGCAGCUCAAGAACAUACGCGAUGGUCUCCACAAUAAUGGUCUGGCAGCAUAUGUGGUGGCGACACGGGUAUUGCCCAUUGCAAUGAUGAGUCAAUUAGAGGACGAGGUCAACGAUCCAUAUUCAUAUGCAACCAAACUAAAGGGUUCCAUGGCCAAUACUAAGUACAGUCAGGCCAUGAAUGACAUUCUGCCUUGGAUGGACGAUCGCGGUCUGCUCAAUUGGUGUUAGGUCUCUCACCACAAAAUGUUCUCAGUGUGAAGCAUUCAUUAUUUAAUUCCCUACUUUCAAUUAAAUGCGUUUUGUAAUCACAAAAA
Molecule: messenger RNA, 1356 nt
Organism: Drosophila persimilis
Lineage: Eukaryota; Metazoa; Arthropoda; Insecta; Diptera; Drosophilidae
Exons: 3
Coding region: 56-1270 (404 amino acids)
Source: RefSeq, a predicted model, not a curated record